Messenger RNA from Colletotrichum godetiae, 1239 nucleotides. RefSeq lists its product as uncharacterized. Bases 85 to 798 code for a protein of 237 amino acids. Lineage: Eukaryota; Fungi; Ascomycota; Sordariomycetes; Glomerellales; Glomerellaceae. The transcript has a single exon. The record is from RefSeq and is a predicted model, not a curated record.
UCUGUCUGGGGUCAGCAGACCCCUCGGCCUGCGGUUGCUCAGAAGGGUUUCCAAUCUUACGCUCCGGUUGGCGAUUUUCGACCAAUGAAUGCCGUCACUCGAACAUUCUUCCGCCCCGAGUGCGAUCCCCAGAAGGAUCUCAAGAUGGCCCAGGGUGUCUCGGCUAACUACAAGGGCGACGCUUUGAACCCGCGCAACCUUUCGGAUGACAUUCCAGAGUGCAAGAACGUUUCUUUCUUCUUGACCAACCUCCCAGCUGAUGUCACCUACAGCCAGCUCCUGGGUCAAAUUCGUGGCAUGGGACGGGUCUGGGCCACUGUGAUAAACCCUCCUGAUGGUCACGACCACUUCACUUCGGCUGCCAAGUUGGUGUUCUUCGAGCUUGCUGCUGCGCAGCGCUUCUACGCCCACUGCAGAAACCCGGCCCGCCGUCUUAUUAUCAGCGGCUACGCGGUCAAGAUUGUCCGCAAUCGAGUUCGAAAGGCCGAGGAAGACGUCGGUGGCUACCACUCUCGUGUUCUGGUCGUCACAGGCGAGCUGUCCUUUGUCAAUAAGGAUACUCUGCUACGUUACUUCCGCACCAAGCUCGAUUUUGACACCGAGGAGGUCAUCACCCUGGUUCAAGACCCUCAGACUGGAAUGGGCGAGUUGGAAAUGCGAUUCGCCUGCUAUCGCAACCAGGCCGAGUCCGCUCGUCAAGCGUUGAGCAAGGAGUACCCUCCUGGCGCCACCCUUCCAGACGGCCGGAUGUCUCCAAUCUGGGAGCUCAGAUACGGCGUCGACCCUUGCUCAAUCUGAGAGCUUGAACCAGUCACCUCCUUGGUUCAAUGAUGAGAGAUUUGUGACGGGAUUUGAUAGGUAGUCACUCCAGCCAAGCAUACCACGACGGAUAGGUUGGAACUUGGAAGUGGAGAUGGAUUCACUUCCGCUUGUUUUGGAAGCAAGAGGUUGUGAAUAUUGGGUCUAGUUUGUACCGAGAUACCCAGGCGUUUGUUCUCAUUUUAUUUCUGGGCACAUUCUACCAUCAUAGACUUCGGUCAAAAUUGGUAUUGGAACAAUGGUCGACAAAUAGUGCUUGCUUUCGGACCUCUUUGGACAGUGAGGGGGCUUUCGGAAUAGACACAGAAACACGGGCAGUCUUGGAAGCCGUCCUACAAAUUUUUAUUUUUUUUGGUCUUUGACUUGCAUAGCAUUUUGAUUUUACUAGUUGUCGGUGGUUUUUAGUUGACAAUCGACUUC